Molecule: messenger RNA, 5092 nt
Organism: Centropristis striata (black sea bass)
Lineage: Eukaryota; Metazoa; Chordata; Actinopteri; Perciformes; Serranidae
Gene: ugt8
Product: UDP glycosyltransferase 8
Exons: 6
Coding region: 242-1894 (550 amino acids)
Molecular function (GO): UDP-glycosyltransferase activity
Source: RefSeq, a predicted model, not a curated record
UCCAUCUCGCAACACUAGUCCCGCCUUUCACCGCCCCUGUGAGAGGGACUGGGAGUUUAAUGUUCCCUCUGCACGUCUUCGAUACCCGGGGACGCAUUUUACUUUGCUGCCAUUUUCCCCUCACCACUUUUUUGUGUUUUACCUCCCCGACACUUUAAAUUGCCUUCAAGAAAAUCCGAACAACUGCAGUUUCACCUCCUCCCCACCUCACCUCUCCCAAGCAACAUUCAAGCCACAAGCCAUGCUACUACCCUCGUCACUACUACUCCUCCUCGGCCUCCUCUCCUGGAGUCCCAGUGCAUCGUGGGCUGCAAAAGUGAUCGUUGUCCCACCCAUCAUGUUUGAAUCACACCUCUACAUCUUCAAGACGCUGGCCACAGCUCUGCACCAGGAGGGCCAUGAGACCCAUUUUCUCAUUUCAGAGGGUCGCGGGGUGCCGCCCUCCCCCUACUACCAUUUACAGCGCUACCCAGGGAUCUUUAACAGCACCACGGCUGACAAUUUCCUCCAGUCCAAAGUCAGCAACAUCUUCUCAGGGCGCCUCACAUUUCUGGAACUGUUUGACAUUCUUGACCACUACUCCCAGAACUGUGAUGCUGUCGUUGGUAGCGUUGAGGUAAUGACCCGUCUCAAGGAGGCCAAGUUUGACCUUCUGCUGGUGGACCCUAAUGAAAUGUGUGGCUUUGUGAUCGCUCAUAUCCUCGGUGUGAAAUAUGCCGUGUUCAGCACAGGCCUGUGGUACCCUGCAGAGGCGGGCGCCCCAGCCCCGCUUUCAUAUGUUCCCGAAUUCAACUCGCUGCUGACAGACCGCAUGUCUCUGCUUCAGAGGAUCACCAACACAGCUGUUUACCUGGUGCAGCGCUUUGGAGUCCAUUAUAUUGCAUUACCCAAGUAUGACCGGAUUAUGAAGAAACACGGAGUGAAGCCGCAAGUGGCCAUGGCUGAUUUGGUGCAGGGCAGCCGGCUGUGGAUGCUCUGCACUGAUAUGGCUCUGGAGUUCCCCAGGCCCACCCUGCCACAUGUGGUGUACAUAGGAGGCAUCCUCACCAAGCCCCCCAACCCCCUUCCACAGGAUUUUGACGCAUGGGUGAAUGACACAGCGGAGCAUGGUUUUGUGGUUGUGUCGUUUGGAGCUGGGGUCAAGUACCUUUCCCAUGACAUUGCUCACAAACUGGCCGGAGCCCUCGCCAGGUUGCCCCAGCGUGUCGUCUGGAGGUUUUCUGGAGUUCCACCCAGUAACCUUGGCAACAACACCAAGCUUGUUGAUUGGAUGCCUCAGAAUGACUUACUAGGCCACGCCAACACAAGGGCCUUCCUGAGCCACGGUGGCCUGAACAGUAUCUAUGAGGCCAUGUAUCACGGGGUGCCGGUUGUAGGUGUGCCCCUGUUCGGAGACCACUAUGACACCAUGACUCGUGUGGCAGCCAAAGGUAUGGGUGUCAUGCUACACUGGAAGUACAUGACCGAAGAAGACCUCUACACAGCUCUGACCAGCGUCAUCAAAGAGACCAGGUACCGCAAGCAAGCACGUAUCCUCUCCAACAUUCACAAAGACCAGCCAGGCCAUCCUGUGACCAGGGCCGUCUACUGGAUCAGCUACAUCCUACGUCAUGAUGGUGCCAACCACCUGCGCUCCACUGUAUAUGAGGUGUCCCCCUACCAGUACUUCCUGCUGGAUGUGAUUUUCACUGUAGGAGCUGCCGUGGCUCUGACUAUCUUCGCCCUGCGACGGUUGGUACGACUGCUGAGCGGGAAGGCUGGGGACCAGAGCAGAGGUGGCGGCGUCACCAGGGAUGAUGGUAACAUAGCUAAUGGACAUUGCCAUAGCGAGAGCAUGGCGAACGGGAAACACAAACGCAACGGCUCCUUAAGAAACGAGAAGAAGAUUAAUUAGUGUUUUGAAUGGCCAAGAGGGACGAGGAAGAAGUUGCCCCGAGGACUCAGCUCUAGGUUUGGUUGAGUGGUUUUAUAAAAGCUUUGAGAGAAGGCUGUUCUUAGGUCUGUGUCGAGAGGCAACUGCUACUCAGAGUGAGCAAGAGGCUGUAGGAGGAUACACAAUGCGUCGUGUGAGGACAGAGCAAGGCAUCGGGUGCUCCAAAUCUGUGUGUGUGUGUUUGAGGGUGUAUGUGUAUGUGUGCACUGAGGCGAAUUUAACGAAAACUCUAACAAAAGCAGCUACCGCAAUACAACACCAAAUUGAAAAAGUAAUUGAGGGUGAAACUAGGAAAGACACAUUGGGAGGACAUUGUUUCUUCAUGUGCGUCAUCUCUCCUGCGUGUUCUCUGUGGUCUUCCUGCCUUCCUGACCAGUGGAAGGAUGAUGAAGAGGGGAAAUCCUGAGCGCCAACCCCUCAUCCUCAGAACAAAUCAAGAAAACGAAAACGGAUAACUUUUGAAAUAGUUAGGAUUUAAUGUUUUUAACUCUGCUUCUCCAAGUGUCUGGUCAACUGUAAAUAGAGGACAAAUCUAUUUAUUACUGUAAAAAUGCAUUUUAAUGAUGGAACUUUUUAACCUAUCUUAUUUUUAAUUUAUUUAAUAUAUCAAUGGUGUGAUAGCAUUAUGGUAGAUGUACACUCCCUCCUGUAAGCUAACAUAUGCACAACAUAUUUAAUGUGUUAUUCGCAUAACAUAUUGAUGAAACAAAAAUCCACAAAGACAGCUGAUAAAGGUCUGUGCUUUCUGCAGAUGCAUUAUCCACAUUAUUCACGGUGGUCUUGUUUUCAAACCAACCAGGUUGUUGAAAAUAUUUAAAAUUUCUCCCUUUUCACAUGGUAGUGCCAUCCUGUGACUGCACUUAGCUGCGCUGCGUUCCCAUUGUCUCUUGACUGACAAUUUGUUCUGAUAGAGAACAAGCGAACUGUGUUUGGCUCAUCGGUGUGAAAAGGGUGAUCGUGUUAUCAUCAAAAGAUGACUACAGAGAAUACUGUGGAUAGGCAGAUCAGAAAAGUGCUCAUGCAGUCAGGUGAUCAGUGAUGACUCAGAGCAUUAUUGAUUUAUCAUUACUUGCCUCGUCGGGCCCGUAUCUUCAUCCUGCAGCCCUCAUCUAUUUGUUAAUCAGUAAGAAUUCAUCACGUGACUGCCAUUUUUAGCGCUACACUUGAUUCUGUACGUCAUUCCUUUAUGAUUCAUUCGAUGGAUAAUUUCUAACAUACUAUAUGUUGCAAAUGCUCGUUUUAAUUUCCACAGUUCAGGUAAAAAUCCAUUCAGUGCUUCUCUUCUGCAAGGUAAAGUCUGUUUAGUUAUUGAGGUUCAUGUACAAACUGCGUCAACCUUAUGCAAUUAUAUUUACUUUGAGUGCGAAUGAUUCACAUUCUGUAUGUGGCCUUUUAUAAUGCAAAUAUAAUGCUUGAAUGCAUGUGUAUGUGUGCUGUUUCAGUGUCUGUGUGUUAAAGAUGACUGAGUGUUUGGAUGAAACAAGACAAAUGAUGUUUGUUUUAGCCCAUUCAUGUAAAAACAACCAUUGGCUUUUUUUUGUCACACUAAGUGCAUGCUGGGGCUGGGCUAUAUGGCCAAAAUCUUCUAUCAUCAUAUAUCAUCAUAUUUGAAUAUAUAGCAUUGUUUCUGCUUAUUUUUUGUAUAUUUCAUGUUAAGCAAAACAGUCCUUAGUGCUUGGUUGGCUCCAGCUUCGUUCCUAUGUGCAUGGAUCAGAACGUCGUCCAAAUGAUGUAAAUAUUGCUGUAAGGCAGUUUGGCUGCUGAUUUAUCAAUAUCACAAUAGAAACAUUGUAGAAAAAUAUGUACGUUAGAGAUGUUUCUAUUGUUUUGAUGAUCUAUUUCGUCAUAUCGCCCAGCCCCAGUGUAUGUCCAUGCAAUAGAUUCUUUAAGUUCUUUCAAGAAGACUAAAGUUGCCUUCUGUAGCUUUUUUUUAUCAUCUUAUGUGUCAAUCCACUUUAUUUUCCUCUUGUUUCUCGGCCACAGUGUGCAUUAAUUCUUAAUGUAGACGGAGGAAGGGUGUAAGGAGGGUGAAAGAGUGAGUUAGUUCCGACAACAAUGGUGAACCCCGCUACUUCUACAGUGAAUAAUACUGUGUCAAAGUGACACUGAUCCCUGCAGCGAAAUUCUCUUUUCUUGAACCCCCGUAGAGGAGAUCAAAGUACAGGGCGAGCUGGAAGAGGAUCUUUGGAGUUUGCGGGGAUUCGGUAUCUUGCUAAUGGACAUUUCAGAAGGGCAGGUGCUCGUGGACAUGGGACAUAAAAAUCUCAUGAACAUGAGACUGUUCAGUCUCUGUAUUUUCCUUCAUUUGCAGCAGCACAUCCCAGACAUCUACUUUUUUAAAGUUUCAUAUUGCAAAAGAGAUUAUUUACCAACUCACUAAACAUGGACAAUAUAGCAAUAUAUUUAAGUUGAACAGAAUAAAAUGCUAUCACUUAACCUGUCAAAAGGUUGUUGAGGACUUAACAUCCAACCGUAAUGUAUGUUUGCAAAUCCUGUAUGAUAAUUGAGAAAAGCUUCAUGAUUUUCCUUUCUCUAUGAGCUACAAUUACACUUGUACAGCCCAACCCAGCCCUGCUGCUGAAAACAGACUAUUAUACUUGAAUCAUCAUCAUCAUCAUCAUCAUUAUCAUCAUCAUCUGUAACAAGUUCAGCUGCUGGGUCUGGUAUGUGGGCCUGCAGGUGCUACACAAGCUAUGAACAGGGUCUGGAGAGAAACUCAAAUAUUUGUGAAGAUACAUGUUUUUUCUUUUUUUUUUUCAGUAUUAAUGUUGUAGUCCACAUAGUUAGAUGUCCACCCAUCCUUUACUGUUUUGUUCCUGUACUUGCUCUGCAGUCUGACAUGUCCCUGUUCUCGUGACGUUUGCAUUUCAUCAGCUUGAAGUUUUUCUUUAUUCCGUCUUCAUCCGUGCACUUCCAAUUGUCCACCUCCUUGUCUAACUCUUGACUUCCUGAUGUAUUCACACUCGUUGUAUUCUUGUCUUUUUCUUCUUCCUCCUCCUUCCCCCUUAAAUAUUACAUGCCUCCUCUCACUCGCCUUUUUUAAACUUUCUUUUUACUUUUAAAAUGACAAAGUCCUCAAUUUCCCUGUCAUGUGUGUCCAUGUUGUAAAUAGAACAUUGUAAACAAAAUACUAAUGCUGAAUAAAAAUGACAUAUUUUG